GGAGAAAAUUUAUCAAGAAAAGAAAUCCGGGAACAAACCCGAGCCCAAGAAAAACAGCCCGAACCGGACGAAACCCAAUCACCUAUAAAAUUAUCCACCAGCGUUAUUUUGGCAGCCGAAGGCCAACCAACAACUAACCAACCCGCCUCCUAUACGGGAACCACUCAACCAGCAAUAGGCGAAGCGUCGGGAACUUCUAAUACUAACGAACCAAAACAAACUCCCAACCCCGAAAAAUUUUCCACAACCUCCUCUCAAUCCCAAAAAAUUAAAUGCGUGAUUUCUUCUUGUUUCUGUUUGGUGGCUAAUUCCGGAGAUGAUUAUUGCGAGCAACACAAAAAUUUAGCAGCCCAAAUUCCGCAUUACGAACUCGCAAAAGCCGGAGCCAGUUUUGACCCCACGAAAAACAUUUUUACUUCUCCAACUCCCCAAUAUGUAAUCAUUAAUGAGCCAACCUCAGCCGAAAAGCAAGCCCGGCGAGACGAACGCAGCCAAAAAGCCUGGAAAAUUUCCCAGGAAGAACCAAAGAUAACAAAGAGAAAAACAAACACAGAUUAUACCCAAGAACCUCAAAAUUUACCUCCUAAGCCAACCACAAAAAAAAAAACCGAACCAAAAAUUAACCAAAUUCCCAAGCAAAAAAAAACCUUCUUGGAAAAAACCAAAAGCUUUUUCGUUAACGAAACCACCGCCAAAGUAGCCAAUGCUGGUGGUUUAUAUGCGGGAGUGGCCUGUGUGGUUGGUUUCUUUAAAAUAAAAGGAGCCAUUGCUUUGGGAACUGUCGGAAUAAAAGCCACCCACGAUAGCCGUACCCAAGAACAAGUGGAAAAUCUCCAAAAUUUCGCCCGAGAAAAAAGCCAAGUGGUCCGGGAAGUAGUAGAAAAUAAUUACGCGGGAACUGCCGCCGCUCUUACUCCCGGUAAAGAAUAUAUUAGAUUAUCAUUUGCCAUUUUUCGAGCCAAAAAAGCCGGAAAGGAUAUCAGUGAAUUAUUAGCCCAAAGGCAAAAGUUAAUCAGCCAAAGACCAACCGCUAAAUCUCGUGAGGAAAUUAAUCGUGAUUAUUACCAAAAGAACCGGGAAAAUUUACGAGAGGAAGUUCGGAGGAAAAAGCAGGAAAAGCAGGAGCAGGAGCAAGAAAGACGAGAACGAGAAAUAAACGAACUUGCUACUAAAUUUUACCAAGCCAAUAGCAUUAAAGUUUUAGCGAGUUUUAAAGAAUAUACCGAAUUAAAAAAGGCCCGGGAAAAAUUUCACCAAGAACAGGCAAUUGAGUUAGCCAAAUUUCACGAGGAACGAGGUAAAAAAGAAAAAUCAAAGCCGGAAGAAAGAGAAGAAGUAGAAAGCGAUUGCGGUAAUUGUGGCGAGUAUAAAAAAGUUAGCGUGGAUAGUGUAAAGAGAGUAAACAGUUCACACCUUAAAAACGAGAAAGACUUUACACCUAAAAUCGAACCGAAAAUUAACCAAGUUUUAGAACUAAUUCAGCAGGAAAAACGAGAAAGAAUUUUACUCCGUUAUGAAAUUAGCGAAAGUAUUAAAGAACUAAAAGAACA
This is a messenger RNA of Racocetra fulgida, 1550 nucleotides long. Lineage: Eukaryota; Fungi; Glomeromycota; Glomeromycetes; Diversisporales; Gigasporaceae. The record is from the annotation of a GenBank genome assembly.